AAAGGUAAUUGUGCCUUAAAUGAAAUUAUGCAAUUAGGCUAGGGGAUGAAAGUAUAAAAUUACUCCGGAAAGAGAAACAAAAGGUUAAAAGAGGAUCAAAACGGCGGCAAUUAGCCGAACCUACACAUUCUCUCUGAAAAAAAAAAAAAUUGAGUUUCAGGUACACUUAUCUUGCUGUUUUUGGUGUUUCUUCUUGCAUAAUUGUGAUUAAUACUCCAUAAAUGGCCUUAAAUCUUAUUGAAAGAGGAACCCAUGAAUCUGAAAACCCAAUUGAAUUGUCUCUUAGAGAAGCUUUUGAGUUUCUUAAACCCCAAUUAAACCCCCCAUUUACCUUAAAAGUCCUAACACAAGAGGAAUAUUCAAACCUGAAUAAAGCUAUAAUCUUUGGCAUUUUAACCCAACCCCAUUUGGCUAAAGUUCAUAUUAAGCACCUACAUGCAAUUAAUACUGAUGGGUAUUGUUUCUUUACUUGUAUGCUUAUCAAGAUUGUUGAUGAAAUUUAUGUAAAGUUGGUUGAUUCAGUGAAAAUUCAGCUUAUAUGGGUUACUAAAGAGAUGUUGAAUGUAUUGGCUAUAGGGUUUGAUAAAUUGCUAGUGGCUCUUUUAAGGCAAAUUAUUAGUGGGGAUUUUAGUGAGGGUAAUUUGUGGUUGUGUUUAGAGAUGGUUACAUUGUUUUUAGCCAAUUGGGAUUGUUUGUUAGAGGAAGAACCAUCGGUUUUGAAUAAGGGAUUGUAUGUGUUCCUCCGGUUAUUGACCGAUCAUUAUAGAGUACAAAGUAUACCAAUGAUGGAUGCAUUGAAGAGAAUGGAGGUUGAGUUUUGUGUUCGACUUUUGAGGGAACAAUUUUCAUUGUGUUUGAAGAUAGGGAGGGACUUAAUUAGGCUUUUGCAAGACUUGGUUCAUAUACCUGAGUUUAAAAUGAUAUGGAAAGAGUUGUUAUUGCAUCCAGGACAGUUUAGAGUGGAGGGAUUUGAAGAUAUUUCACAAAUUUACCGCACAAAAACUCCAAGUUCGUACUUUUUGCUUCGAAUAACUCCUGAAAUGGAAACCAAAUUGAGGUUUUUGCUUACACAUGUCAAGUUUGGUACUCAAAAGAGGUACCAGGUUUGGUUCGCGAAGAAGUUCCUUGGAGUACCUGAGAGAGAAACUGUCUUAAUUGACAUUGUUAGGUUUAUAUGCUGUUCAGUUCACGCAUCCAGUGAAAUUACGCAACCAGAUAUCUUACCUAGAUGGGCUGUGAUUGGUUGGCUGUUGAAGUCAUGCAGGAAGAGUUAUGUCGAAGCAAACUUAAAGCUUGCAUUGUUUUAUGAUUGGCUUUUCUUUGAUGAAACGACUGAUAAUGUUAUGAACAUUGAACCUGCAAUUCUUUUGAUGGUGAACUCUAUACCCAAGUAUAUUGACGUGACCCAUACUCUUCUCGAGUUCCUACUAAUUGUGGUUGACAACUAUGAUAUUGAGAGGAAGGAGAUGAUCUCCAAAGGGGUGUCAACAGCUCUUUCUACACUUGUUAAAAAAGGAAUUGUUGGUUCACUUGAUGUUUUGACUCGAUGUGACUUGAUAGCAACAGUCCUUAGGGAAAUGCUUGGGAAAUUGGUAUUGGUCAUGCAAGGUACCCAUUCCAAAAAUUUAGGACCAUCCAGUAUCAUCCAUGAUAUGUCACCACCACCUUUCCAUUUUCUCUCGUCAAGCUCAGGAUCCCAACACCCUAAGAGGGUAAACUGAAAUUAACUGUGUGUCAUCACAGGCAUAUUUAGGGCAGAUUUAAUGCAUCUCUUUCGCCUCCCGGAGAAUUGCUUGUGGUCUUUUUUUCCAAUUAGGCUAUAAAGUUCCACUCAAGUGGAUGAAAGUUUCAAGGAGAAGUUUGAAAUCAAGGUGAUAGGGAAAACUUCUUUUUCUCUCCCUGAAGAAUUGCUCGUGAGCUUUUUGCUCCAACAGGCUGAAGUUGCACUCAGGUGGAUGAAAGUUUAUAAGGAAAAGUUUAAAAUCAAGGUGAUAGGAAGUUUCUCAAGGUAAUACUUGAAUACCUGAAGAUAAAUGUUCACCGUCAUGUUGCUAUAAGUUUCUUUAGGUCUUGAGUAAUGCACAUUCCUCUCGUUGUUAUGCUUUUAUCAGGGAAGUCCUUCUAAUCCUGUCGACACUCUAUUUUUACCUGCAUCAGCAGUGGAGAACUUGAGUUAAGAAAGCUACAUUUCUUGGUUUAUUCUUUCUUUGCAAGCGAAGGGGCCAUGAAACAGGUAUGAAAGUGACACCUCCUUAGAUGAACAUGUUCUCUCAAGCCUCUGCCUCGUCUAUAGUUAGUGAUGUUUUGCAGAAUGGGAAGUGGAGAUGGCAAUUGGCACAUAGAAGAAUAAAAUAGAAGUUAUACUACUUUGUGAAAUUCGCUUGUUAACUUGUGCCUAAAGCUAGUUGUAUGGAUUCAGUAAGAUGGAAGUUUGAAGGAGAAGGUUGUUCUACUAUCUGAAGUGUAACAUUUUCAGGCAUAAUGAAUUAGCAGGUGUAUUGACAAUCCCUAUGGUUUAAGAACAUAACUUGUCUAAAUUUAGUCAUGGCAAUUGGCAAGAUCAUAAUCUCCAAAAUAUUUGCCAAAAAUGUUUAUCGAUCAUAAAAACACAUUUUGUAUAACAUAGGCGAUUAUAUUCAUUCUUAAGCGAUUCUUUGAAACAAAAUUUAGGCGAUUCA
Messenger RNA from Lycium ferocissimum, 2678 nucleotides. RefSeq lists its product as uncharacterized. NCBI's taxonomy places the organism in Eukaryota, Viridiplantae, Streptophyta, Magnoliopsida, Solanales, Solanaceae. Gene Ontology annotation, cellular component: cytoplasm. Bases 222 to 1721 code for a protein of 499 amino acids. The transcript has 2 exons. The record is from RefSeq and is a predicted model, not a curated record.